CCAAGUUCUGCCAUGACGUCACUCAGCUCCAGCUGCAGAGAAGGAGUUGGGGAAAGACGUCUUCCUGCCCAGUCCCGCACGUCCUUGGCAGGGGCACCUGGUUUCAGCCAUGAGGCUGUCCAAGGGGGCUGGCAACUCUGUGUUCUAUGCCCAGCACCCAGAAAAAGAGAAGCAGCUGCCCUCGAGGCAGGAGGUGAAGCAGACCCCGGUCAUCAUGGCUCUGAUCAGAGGUCCGGGGCCUGCCAGGUACCUGCGGCCAUCGUGCACGGGCUAUGUGGGCCACGACAGCUCCCUGUUCCGGGGGCCGGCGUUCACCCUGCAUGAGAGGCACUCUGAGAAGCGGAUUACAGACGUAUGCAGCCCUGGGCCCUGCUAUUUCUUGGAUCCCAAAAUAACCCGCUUUGGAAUGUCCAGCUGCCCGCAGGUGCCCAUGGAAGGCCGCAUCUCCAGCCUGCGUCUGAGCCCCACGCCAGCCCCUGGCCACUACAACUUGGAGAAGACCCGCCCCCCUGAUGAGCGCAGGGCUCCCCAGUACACCUUUGGCUACCGGUGCCCCUACCGAGUGAUGGACCCCAACCCGGCCCCCAACCGCUACCAGCUGCCGCUCUCUCUGGGGCCUAACACCCCGAUCUACCAGGCCGCCCCCUGCUUUAGUCUGGCCCCCAUGGUUAAGACCUGGUUUUACCGGGAGGAUGUGGCUGGGGGCCCUGGGCCGGCUGCUCAUGCCCGGCCCGAGCCAUCUGUCUACCAGAACCGCAGCCCGGCACACAGCAUGGCACGGCGCCACGCUUACCCACUGGACCACACACCGCGGCCCGGGCCUGGCUCCCAUGACGUGCAGCGAGUCACCCUGCACAAGCCCCGCACACCCGCCUUCACCAUGGGCACCAGGCACUCGGCCCACCUGUGCCCCCUGGUGGUGGACAUCAGAGACUGAACUGGUGGUUCACCCUCCCACCCCGCAGAUGUUAUUUUUCUAUUCCAGCAGAGCUGGUGCCUGCG
Molecule: messenger RNA, 1002 nt
Organism: Fukomys damarensis (Damara mole-rat)
Lineage: Eukaryota; Metazoa; Chordata; Mammalia; Rodentia; Bathyergidae
Gene: Cimap1c
Product: outer dense fiber of sperm tails 3 like 1
Exons: 4
Coding region: 110-937 (275 amino acids)
Cellular component (GO): cytoskeleton
Source: RefSeq, a predicted model, not a curated record